UGCAUCGCAGUUUCUGCAUUUCCGUCCCAGGAUCACGAUCGGCUGUCUGGAGCACCAUGGCCGAUAAAGCACAGCUACAGGAGGCGAUUAAAACACAAGGAGAGGUCGUCAGGAAACUGAAAUCAGAGAAAGCGAGUAAAGAGCAGGGCCCGUAGUGACAGGGUUGCUCACCACUUUUCUCCUGUUCUUCCUGCUUGUUGACGCGGAUACCACCACCACCAUCAUCAUCGCUGCACACCUGGAUUAUCCUCGCUGUUUCUGGGAUCCGAUGGUUCAUCUGCUUUUGGACUGUAUGGUAUUGUGAUUUUGGUGUGUGUUUGGACUGUACAUAAUGAACGCUCUGGGGCUGGUCUCCAUGCGGCUGUGUGCUGGACUCAUGGGCCGUCGGUCUGCUGUGAACCUGCCAUUUCUGCGCUUCUCCUCUGGAAUGACUUCAUCACAGAUUGAUGAAGAAGUGGCCAAACUGUUGCAGCUCAAAGCUCAGCUGGGAGGAGAUGAGGGAAAACAUGUGUUUGUUCUCAAGACAGCCAAGGGGACCAGGGACUAUAACCCCAAGCAAAUGGCUAUCAGAGAAAAGGUUUUCAGUAUCAUCAUCAGCUGCUUUAAACGCCAUGGUGCUGAGACCAUCGAUACCCCCGUCUUUGAGCUGAAGGAAACACUGACGGGGAAGUACGGCGAAGACUCCAAACUCAUCUACGAUCUGAAGGACCAGGGAGGAGAACUUCUGUCUCUGAGAUAUGACCUCACUGUCCCAUUUGCUCGCUAUCUCGCAUUGAAUAAAAUCACCAACAUUAAGCGCUACCACAUUGCUAAAGUGUACCGCAGAGACAACCCAGCCAUGACCCGGGGCAGAUACAGGGAGUUCUACCAGUGUGAUUUCGAUAUUGCAGGUCAGUAUGAUGCCAUGAUCCCUGAUGCAGAGUGUCUGAAAAUUGUCUACGAGAUCCUGAACGAAUUAGAUCUUGGAGAUUUUCGUAUCAAGGUGAAUGACCGACGCAUUCUAGACGGAAUGUUUGCUGUGUGCGGUGUUCCUGACGAGAAGUUCCGCACAAUCUGCUCCACAGUGGACAAACUGGACAAGAUGGCCUGGGAGGAUGUAAAAAAGGAGAUGGUGAAUGAGAAAGGUCUUUCGGAGGAUGUGGCCGAUCGGAUCGGAGAGUAUGUCAGCAUGCAGGGUGGACAGGAUCUGGCCGAGCGGCUGCUUCAGGACCCCAAACUGUCCCAGAACAAACAGGCCUUCGCUGGGCUCACAGAUAUGAAGCUGCUCUUCAGCUACCUGGAGCUCUUCCAGGUCACAGAUAAGGUGGUGUUUGAUUUGAGUCUGGCUCGAGGACUGGACUACUACACUGGUGUGAUUUAUGAAGCCAUUCUCUCCCAGACCAUCCCAGCGUCGGUGUCCACGCCCGCAGAGCAGAACGGGGCGGAUGAGGCUGGCGUGAGUGUUGGUAGCGUGGCUGGUGGAGGGCGAUACGAUGGGCUGGUGGGCAUGUUUGACCCCAAGGGCAGGAAAGUGCCCUGUGUUGGUGUCAGCAUUGGGAUUGAAAGGAUCUUUUCCAUCAUGGAGCAGAAGGCCGAGACAUCUUCAGAGAAGGUGCGCACCACUGAAACUCAAGUGCUGGUGGCCUCAGCGCAGAAGAACCUUCUAGAAGAGCGACUCAAACUGACCAGCGAGCUUUGGAACGCCGGAAUCAAGGCUGAAGUUUUAUAUAAGAAAAACCCGAAGCUGUUGAGCCAGUUGCAGCACUGUGAGGAAACUGGGAUUCCACUGGUGGCCAUUUUAGGAGAACAAGAGCUCAAAGACGGAGUCGUCAAACUGCGCAAUGUGGCCAGCCGAGAAGAAGUUGAUGUGCCCAGAGCAGAUCUGGUGGAUGAGAUCAAAAAAAGGACCUUGUAGUCUUAAAAACAGUCACCAUAUAGACGGAGGAGGACAGUGGACCCAUUUACCAAACGCUAAUUACAAAUGUGUCAGUAAUCAAACAUUGACAUUAAGGAGAAAACCUAUUCAGCUCAUUGCCUGCUCUUUUAAAAUGUGCUUGGAUUAUGUCCAAUCUAUCAAUAAAUGAGUAACGAAGA
This is a messenger RNA of Cyprinus carpio (common carp), 2073 nucleotides long. RefSeq names its product histidyl-tRNA synthetase (gene hars). Gene Ontology annotation, molecular function: histidine-tRNA ligase activity; ATP binding; identical protein binding. Gene Ontology annotation, cellular component: cytoplasm; mitochondrion. Gene Ontology annotation, biological process: mitochondrial translation; histidyl-tRNA aminoacylation. NCBI's taxonomy places the organism in Eukaryota, Metazoa, Chordata, Actinopteri, Cypriniformes, Cyprinidae. The record is from RefSeq and is a predicted model, not a curated record.